This is a messenger RNA of Oppiella nova, 1089 nucleotides long. Lineage: Eukaryota; Metazoa; Arthropoda; Arachnida; Sarcoptiformes; Oppiidae. The record is from the annotation of a GenBank genome assembly.
AUGGUUAUUAAGGUAAACACCAAUUACAACAGUAGUGGUGGUGGUGUGGAGGCCACCCAAAACUACUUAUAUAUCACUACUGUUUUGCCACAGAAUCCGUACUCCGGAGCUAUUGGUGAGGAAAAUGUAAGCCUUUUAGCCAAGAAUACCACAAAUACUGGAGACGAUUAUAUGCCGUAUGAAGAGCGGUUGGAGACAUACAUAGUUCCCGUCAUAUUCACCAUCAUAUUUAUCGUGGGUGUCAUCGGAAACGGCACUUUGAUUCACAUUUUCAUUCGCCACAAAUCCAUGCGGAAUCUGCCCAACACUUUCAUCCUAUGCCUGGCGGUGGGCGACCUACUGGUGAUCGUGGGUACUGUUCCCUUCAUAAGUCUCAUCUACACGCUGGACAGUUGGCCUUUCGGUGGGUUUAUCUGCAAAUUAAGUGAAUUUUUGCGCGACGUGUCCAUCGGAGUGACAGUUUUGACACUAAGUGUGCUGUCGUUUGACCGAUACGUAGCCAUUGCGAUGCCAUUCAGCAAAAUCAAUGACAAUAUCUCCACCAAAACCACAUACUCGGUGGUGAUAGCCUUGUGGAUCANUUGCGCGACGUCCAUUGCGAUGCCAUUCAGCAAAAUCAAUGACAAUAUCUCCACCAAAACCACAUACUCGGUGGUGAUAGCCUUGUGGAUCACAUCCUUGUUGUUCGCCAUACCCGGCGCAUAUAACUCGCAGGUCAUUACCUACAACAUCAGCGACGACUUGCACAUCAAAGUCUGUUAUCCAUUCCCACCGGAAUUGGGUGAUUGGUACCCGAAAGUUGUGGUUAUCUUAAAGUUUGUCUUCUUUUACGUCAUACCGUUGAUGACGAUCGGCUCGUUUUACGCGCUGAUGGCCAGGCAUUUGGUGAAGAGCUCGCAGCAGGUGAACGGCCUGACCGUCAAUCAGCACAACAAACACAUUGAGUUGAGGACACGAGUGGCCAAAAUGGUGUUCACGUUAUCCGUCAUAUUCGCCGUCUGUUUCUUCCCAAACCACAGUAAGUAUCACUCCAUUAGGAAACCUUUCAAUCAGGCAAUAGAUAAGCGAUUUCUAAUUGAUAGGACUUAA